Molecule: messenger RNA, 2097 nt
Organism: Scatophagus argus
Lineage: Eukaryota; Metazoa; Chordata; Actinopteri; Scatophagidae
Product: free fatty acid receptor 2
Exons: 2
Coding region: 1185-2096 (303 amino acids)
Biological process (GO): G protein-coupled receptor signaling pathway; cellular response to fatty acid
Cellular component (GO): plasma membrane
Molecular function (GO): G protein-coupled receptor activity
Source: RefSeq, a predicted model, not a curated record
UUCUUCUUCUUCUGUCUUAUCUUAUCUUCCUCUUUUUUCCUCCCUUCGUUCUCUCAGUUAGAACACAUUAUGAAGAGAAUAACUGUGAGGUGGACAGACAUUCCCACGUUUAUAACAAUGAUUCUGUGGAAGAAAUGCGACUAAUCAAAGCUGAACAGCAUAAAAUAAAAAACACCACAGCCUGCCAAAGAGAAGACAAAAUCCAGCCACUGGCAAAGGUACAGUGAUUAAUUAAACAUGUGCUUUUUAAGACAAUCAUGGAUUGUUCUGUGUUUCAUAUUGAGAUUUUUUAAAAUCCUGCUGCUUUAUUGCAAAAGCACUGACAAAUAUUAAGAUGAUACUUGUGACUUCCUACAGGGUGUGGAGUGCAGUGUGGGUGUCUAUCUGAACUGCUGAUCACAGGAUAUGUUGCUGCUCACACACUUGUAAUCAUUUCCAUUUAAAUGGGUUGACUAAAAUAAUCAAAUCCACAGUUUCCUCUCAUACAGUUUCACUUUGCAUGAAUAUUUAAUCUUCCACAUAUCAUUUAUAUUUGUUUUGCUAAAGGACUUUUACACAGUAGUGCCUGGCAGAAUUAAACACAAUAUAAAAUGUUUGCUGUUGCUAAUGUAAAUAGUGAUAAAAGGAAAGAAUAUAACAUUCAAUAUCCGAUACUGAAGCUGUUUCCAGGCAACAGAAAAAUACAUCUAUGCACACUAAAGGCUUCUAUUUACUAUAUACAUAGCUAUUCUCCAUUCUAUUGUUGAAACAGUCUCAAAUUGCUUUUGAGUAAUGAUGCCAAACUGGACUUAAAGUCAGGAGAAGAUGACAUUCUCUGAACUUGUGUUUUCAGUGGAAGUCUGAAUAAAUGCACAGUCAUUGCUUGACGAAUUCCAAACUUAAUCAUUAUGUGUUUAUUCCAGCAGAGAUCUAGGGGGAGAAGGUCAUUUAUUUGCGUACUAAAUUUAAAAGUCAACAAGAGCUUCAGUUUUGCAUUUUAGUUAAUAUUAACCAACCGGUGUACACUCAUGGCUCAGUAUAGGUGAGUAUUGUGUCACACAGGGUUUGGGUAUGACUUGCUGCUUCCUGCUGAGCACAUUAUAUAUUAGUUCAUCUUUGAACUGAAGUUACAAACUGGCGACACGACGAGGCGAGCAACAGAAAGGCUUAGUUUUCUUAAAAAAACAUCUGCUUCUAGGGUCAGAAUGGAGCCAAUAGUGAGGAGUGAGGUUAUUCUCUCGAUUUACAUAAUUUCCUUCCUGAUAGGCCUGCCGGCCAACCUCCUGGCUCUCUAUGCCUUCUCUGUUAAGAUUCACUCCAAGCCACUUCCCACAGACAUAUUGCUACUCAAUCUGACCGUCUCUGACCUGCUCUUUUUGAUCAUCCUUCCUCUCAAGAUGCAUGAGGCAGCAUCAGGCAUGGCAUGGAAUUUACCCAAGUUUAUGUGCUCCAUCACCUCCUUCACCUUCUUCUCCACAAUCUACACCAGCUCCUUGCUGCUGACAGCAGUCAGUGUGGUUCGCUACAUCGGUGUAGCUUUCCCCAUCGCCUAUCAUCAGCUGCAGAGACCUAUGUAUGCCAUAGUUAUCAGUGCUGUUAUUUGGCUCAUCUCAGCAGCACACUGCAGCAUUACUUUCAUUGUCCAGCACCACCCAUCCCUGUCCAGCGGCAACACCAGUGUGUGCUAUGAGAACUUCACAGAAAAGCAAUUGGAGGUCCUCCUUCCAGUACGUUUGGAGUUUUUCUUUGUCCUCUGCCUUAUACCUCUUCUAAUUUCUGUUUACUGCUACCUGCGCUGCAUCCUGAUCCUGUACAGCCGCCCCAGGAUAUCUCAGAUACAGAAGCAGAAGGCCAUCGGCAUGGCCUUGGGGACUCUGGCUGUGUUUCUCAUUUGUGUCGUGCCAUACAACACCUCUCAUUUACUGGGUUACUUCCAGGGUGACAGCCCAAGAUGGAGGUACUACACCUUGCUGCUUAGCACCUUCAACACCUGCAUUGAUCCCAUCAUCUUCUACUUUUCCUCCUCCACUUUCCACUGCACGAGUGAAAAGUCCAUUUUCAGGAAACAUAGACGUGGUGCUUCAGGGAUACAACGACAAGCCACAAGCUCUAGCUAAG